AUGACUGUCGAGCCCGAUGACAAGGGCGGGCUCGGGUACAUCUCGAAGAGCGGGGAAUUGGCCGUGACACUCGAGCUCGAGCCGCCCGUCACGGCAAAGUUGGAGCAAUUGAGCUUGGGCUCUGCUUCACCCGCCCCACUUGCUGCUUCUGGGUCGGGUGGUGACGCGGACCCGGAUCCGGCACCAGCAGCAAGUGGCAAGAAGACGAAACGGGCAGGACAUCGGGCAGGCCGCUCACGGACAGCGAGGAAGGACAAAGCUCAAGCUCACAGAUCUGAAGCUGUCUCUCUUGAGCUACUGGUGCACCAGGACCCCUCGGGUCUCCACUCUAGGUCCGGAGAAACGGGCACGGUUCUCUGGCGCUCCAGUCUGGGUUUGGCCGAGAACACUCUAGAGACGCUGCUGUUCGAGCCGCCGGGCUGGCUCGAUUGGAAGGACGUUGGUGUGCUCGAGCUCGGCGCCGGAGUUGGCCUUCUAGCCGUCACGCUCGGGGCAGUGGCACAGCACUGGACGGCGACGGACUACCUGAAUGAGAACCUCAAACUCGUGAAACGGAACUGCGCGGAGAACAGGGACGUGCGGGCUGAGAUUGCCCGUCUCGUUGGCCGACCGCUCACUCAUGUCUCUGAGGAGGUGGAGUGGGAUGACGAUGACGGGAAGGGGAAGAAGGGCCGGCGGAAAACGGAGCGACACACCGCACAAGAGGCAGUGGAGAUGCCGACACUCACGCAGCUGGACUGGACGCACGUAGCUGCGCAGCGCGAGAAGGGCAAAGCGGAGGUGCCGAGGUGUGAUCUGGUACUGGCAGUCGACUGCCUGUACAACGAACAUCUCGUCAAGCCGCUUGUCGACACACUUGCGACGGCGUGUCAAGCUGGCGCGGUGGCUUUCGUCAUCGUUGAGCUGCGAAGCUCGGAUGUGGUGAGUCCCCUUACCCCUCUUAACCCCCCUUCCAUGGCCGAUCUUUCAUCGCCCGACCACCGCUUCAUCGCCUCCCUUUCCACCGCUUGA
Trichosporon asahii var. asahii CBS 2479 is the source of this 1011-nucleotide messenger RNA. RefSeq lists its product as uncharacterized. The transcript has a single exon. The coding region runs from base 1 to 1011 and encodes 336 amino acids. The record is from RefSeq and is a predicted model, not a curated record. Lineage: Eukaryota; Fungi; Basidiomycota; Tremellomycetes; Trichosporonales; Trichosporonaceae.